This is a messenger RNA of Botrytis byssoidea, 792 nucleotides long. RefSeq lists its product as uncharacterized. Gene Ontology annotation, biological process: proteolysis. Gene Ontology annotation, molecular function: pyroglutamyl-peptidase activity. Gene Ontology annotation, cellular component: cytosol. The coding region runs from base 1 to 792 and encodes 263 amino acids. The record is from RefSeq and is a predicted model, not a curated record. Lineage: Eukaryota; Fungi; Ascomycota; Leotiomycetes; Helotiales; Sclerotiniaceae. The transcript is spliced from 3 exons.
AUGGGAUCAAUCAGUGGUAAUGAGAACACACGUCCUGAUUUAAGGGAAAUUCGAGUCUUGGUUACAGGUUUUGGUCCUUUUCGCGCGCAAUUUCCCAUAAAUCCAUCAUGGGAGAUAGCAUCUCGUUUACCACCUUACGUUCCUACGAAUGUGAAAGAUGAGGGGCACCAUCCGCAUGCACGACCACCAAUAAACAAGAUCACGCCACGCAUCAAGAUUGAGACUUAUGGAGCGCCAGUUCAUGUAGGAUACAAGGCUGUUCGGGAACUUGUGCCUGUACUUCUUGAUGACACCAAGCCUGACUAUAUACUACAUAUUGGAAUGGCAUCUGGUCGAUCCUUUUACAGUUGUGAGCGACGGAGUCAUCGAGAUGGAUAUCUCAUGAAAGAUGUUGAUGGGAAUGUUUUGAACGAUGAAUACAACAAGAUUAAGGAAGGCGAUGACUGGGUAUGGAAUGACUGUCCUGGGGAACUUUUGACGAGUUUGCCAUUCGACAAAAUGUUUCGUCAAUGGAAGGAAGCUUGUCCUGAAGUCGAUACACGGAUUUCCGAAGAUGCGGGUAACUACCUCUGCGAUUUUAUAUACUACACCUCUCUCGCACACCGUUACAAGCAUCAACAACCAAAUAAAGCCAUGUUUCUGCAUGUACCCGUCGAUUCGGAUCCUGAGUCUGUACAAAAGGGUGUCGAAAUUACGAUCGAGCUAAUUCGGGCAAUGGUUGAAUGUGAUCUCAAGGCUCAAGCCAAUGCCAGGGACAACAUUAAUACCACAGAAGAGAAAGUGGAUCUGUGA